CUGGUCAGACCGCGUCGUCAGCGAAAAAAAAAACCAAAAAGUCGGCGAAUUUUUUGCGGUCUCAGUUUGUUGAAAAAAAAUAAGAUUUUCGUUUGGUAUUGUUGCGCUCGGGAUAGAAGAAUUGAACGCUCUACCGUGUGUGCAGAAAGGGGCAAAAAGAGAAAGCAGUGCAAAUUUACAAGCGACUGGAGCACAAAACGGAACUUUUGCUCUUGGCCUCCUCUCCACGCCCCCUCGCCGACGCCCCUCGCCCCCUUAUCCCCUUCGUUUUGGACGCCGCCGUUUGUCGUGCAUUUUGUUGUUAUUUUACGGGACUUCUAGUUUUUUUUUAAUAUUGUUUUUGUUAUUGUUGUAAUCUAUAACUUAUCGGUAACCACGGAAUCGGUCGAUAUAUAUAGUUAUGUCGAAAAACAAGCUGAAUCUGGUGCUGCCGCCGGUAAAUACGGAGGCAACUGUUGCCGCCGCCACAGUGGCGCCGACGCCGCCAUUCAAAACCCCUUCGGGCACAGACACACACAGCUUGCUUGGGAAGCCGAAGACGAGCAUCGAUGCCCUGACGGAAACGCUGGAGGGAUUGGACAUGGACGACACGGAACGGAAACGGAUAAAAGUAUUCCUUAGCCAAAAGGAAAAGAUAGGCGAGCUGUCGGACGAAGAUCUGGAGAAGCUGGGCGAACUGGGAUCGGGUAAUGGCGGCGUCGUGAUGAAAGUCCGCCAUACGCACACACACCUGAUCAUGGCCAGGAAACUUAUCCAUCUAGAGGUGAAGCCUGCGAUCAAGAAACAGAUUCUGCGUGAACUGAAAGUCCUUCACGAAUGCAAUUUUCCGCACAUCGUUGGCUUCUACGGCGCCUUCUACAGUGACGGAGAGAUCAGCAUCUGCAUGGAGUACAUGGACGGUGGAUCCCUGGAUCUGAUCCUCAAGCGGGCUGGUCGAAUACCGGAAUCUAUUCUCGGCAGGAUCACGCUGGCGGUACUCAAAGGCCUGAGCUAUUUGCGCGAUAAGCACGCCAUUAUCCACCGGGACGUAAAGCCGAGCAAUAUUCUCGUCAACAGCAGCGGCGAGAUCAAAAUCUGUGAUUUCGGCGUCUCUGGCCAACUGAUCGACUCGAUGGCCAACUCCUUCGUGGGCACCCGCAGCUAUAUGUCGCCGGAGCGACUGCAGGGCACUCACUACUCCGUGCAGUCGGACAUCUGGUCGCUGGGCCUGUCGCUGGUGGAGAUGGCCAUCGGCAUGUACCCCAUCCCGCCGCCAAACACCGCCACCCUGGAGUCGAUAUUCGCAGACAACGCGGAGGAGGGCGGCCAGCCGACGGACGAACCCAGGGCAAUGGCCAUAUUUGAGCUACUGGAUUACAUUGUAAACGAACCGCCGCCGAAGCUGGAGCACAAAAUAUUCUCCACCGAGUUCAAGGACUUUGUGGACAUCUGCCUAAAGAAACAACCCGACGAACGGGCCGAUCUCAAGACCCUGCUGAAUCAUCCGUGGAUACGCAAGGCGGAAGUGGAGGAGGUGGAUAUAUCCGGCUGGGUGUGCAAGACAAUGGAUUUGCCGCCGUCGACGCCAAAGCGGAAUACAUCGCCCAACUAAAUGGCUCUGCAUCCCGGCCCGCGAUCUUCUCUCCUCUCCCAUAUCCCACAUUGCUCUUUGUUCAACAUCGCGUUGACGCCGGGCAUAAACAACUGAACUAUUAUUAUUAUUAAAUCGAAAAUAAAGAAAUCGAAGUCAUACCAUG
This is a messenger RNA of Drosophila eugracilis, 1736 nucleotides long. It is a transcript of the gene Dsor1, whose product is annotated as dual specificity mitogen-activated protein kinase kinase dSOR1. The coding region runs from base 401 to 1591 and encodes 396 amino acids. NCBI's taxonomy places the organism in Eukaryota, Metazoa, Arthropoda, Insecta, Diptera, Drosophilidae. The record is from RefSeq and is a predicted model, not a curated record. Gene Ontology annotation, molecular function: protein kinase activity; ATP binding. Gene Ontology annotation, biological process: protein phosphorylation. The transcript has 4 exons.